This is a messenger RNA of Vitis vinifera (wine grape), 1242 nucleotides long. RefSeq names its product putative disease resistance protein At1g50180. The transcript has a single exon. Gene Ontology annotation, molecular function: ADP binding. The coding region runs from base 1 to 1242 and encodes 413 amino acids. Gene Ontology annotation, biological process: defense response to other organism. The record is from RefSeq and is a predicted model, not a curated record. Lineage: Eukaryota; Viridiplantae; Streptophyta; Magnoliopsida; Vitales; Vitaceae.
AUGGCCGAGUCUGCAGUUUCCUUCGCUGUCGAAAGAAUUGGCGACGCACUCCUUCAAAAAGCAAUUUUCUUGAAAGGGGUGCAUGAGCAAGUCGAUCGGAUGCAGAGAGAGCUGAAGCGGAUGCAAUGCUUCUUGAAAGAUGCGGAUGCAAAGCAGCAAGAAGAUGAGAGGGUGCGCCACUGGGUUUCUGAGAUCCGGGAUGUUGCUUAUGAUGCUGAGGACGCUAUAGAUGCCUUUAUCUUCAAUGUAGAGUCUGGAAGGACAAAGUUCUUCCCCUGCCGCAUGUUCAAAAAGCUGGUGAGUUCUUGUAAGGUUGGCAAGGAAAUUGAAGCCAUCCAAAUUAAGAUCCAGGACAUCUCGAAGAGUCGGGAAACGUACGGAAUCAAUAGCAUUGGAGAAGCAAUUAGCCAAGCAGGUCAGAGGCUACAAAAGCUAAGAUAUAUCUCUCCUCUUGUAAAAGAAGAGAUUAUUGUGGGCCUCAAGGAAGACACUGAUAAGCUCGUGGAGGAGCUUGUGAAAGGGGAUGAAAGACGCCGUGCCGUUUCUAUGGUAGGAAUGGGUGGCAUAGGCAAAACUACUCUAGCCAAAAAAGUCUACAACGAUAGCCGAGUCAUGGAUCAUUUUCGGUUUUGUCGUGCCUGGGCUUAUGUAUCCCAAGAUUGUAGACCCAGAGACGUUUUCCAGAAUAUCCUAAACCAAAUUCCCUAUAACCCAACUGGAGAUGAAGCAAGGAAGAUAGAGAAAAUGCAAGAGCACGAGUUCGGGGAUUUCCUUCACGAGCUUCUGAAGGAGCAAAGAUUUUUGGUAGUUUUGGAUGACGUAUGGGAAAGUGACGAUUGGGAACGUCUUGCAAAGGCGUUCCCAAAGGAGAGCAAUGGCAGCAGAUUACUUCUUACAACUAGAAAGAACGAUGUUGCUUUGCAAGCAGAUGCUCAAAGUGUUCCCUACGAAGUGCAACUUCUCUCAGAAGCAGAGAGUUGGAAGUUGUUUUGUAGAAGUGCAAUCCCUGGCAAUUUUACCGAGAUUUGUCCUCCAGAGUUAAAGGAACUUGGGGAAAAGAUGGUGAAGAAAUGUGCUGGUUUACCAUUGGCUAUUGUUGUAUUGGGAGGCUUGUUGUCAUCCAAAAAGCAGUUGCCGACUAUGUGGGAAGAAGUGUUCAACAAACUCCGGGCGCACUUCGCAGAAAGCAAUGGAGUAGAUGCAAUAUUGAGCUUAAUAGCCAAUCGCCUUUUUUAUGCAUAA